CCGCCUCGCCGUCAAAGCGCGAUCUUUUCUUGAACCUUAUCGUUGACCCGGCCAACAAGACGGCACCCUCGUUGACGCGUAUCACGAUUUAUCGCCAAUGCCUCCUUCGGUGCUAACUUAACCCUGCCAUGCGUUCCGUCGUCCUACACUCAUCGCAUCCCACCCGCUCCGCCUUAUUCUGAGCUCAGGCCGCGUUGCUGUUUGUCUGGAAGCCGGCGUGCACCCCCUUUUGAACCCGCCCAUAGCCAAACAAAAUGCCGUCGGCGCGGAAGCGGACCUUGCAUGAGGUCGACACUGACAAUGUCGAUGCUCCGAAGGAACCCUCCCUGCUACAUCGCAUCCGAAAUAUGUGGCAGUUCGCGAACCUUUGCCAAUGGAUCACCCUCUUCGGAAACGUGGUCAAGCUUGACGACUUCGACAUCGCUGACCUGGAGGCCGAAUGCCUGAAGCCCCAUUCCACUGCUCUGCAAGACAUCGGUCUCGCUUUGCUCAAGUUUCUCUCAUCUCACCGCGGUCUCACACACGAGUUAUUCGACGAGUACACAAAAAGGCAAUACCUUGCUAAGGCUCCCGGCAAGAAUCCGUUCGGAGCAGACGAGGAGCCGCGCAGGUUUGCCGACUUUGAUGUCUUCACAAAGAUCUGUAUACUGCAACAGAUGACCCAAUUCGUCAUGAUAAAUCCGGAUCGGCUGCGGGAAAAGGCGGAGGAGCAACGGGACAUCGAUCAGACCAACUGGAGAAUUGAACCGUAUGGCUGGGAUCGUGAGGACCGCACCUAUUUUGUUCUCGACGACAAUCGCCUAUAUCGACAAUCCGAACCUCCCGCUCCGCCCGCGAGGCCAAAAAAAACGUCGAAGAAGGCCAAAGCAGCCUUGAGAGCAAGCAAGAGGCGGCGCAUAUCGGCUGCCUUGGCGAGUGAUGCAGAGGAUGCAAGGGAAGAGAGUUCAGCGGACGGUCAGCCCGCAACCGAACCCGAGGAUGACGGCCUUGGGGGGAUGAAAUGGGAGUGUGUCGCCGUCACCCUGGAUGAGGUCCGCCAGUUCUUGGCCACCAUCCAGAAAACGAGGGAUGAUAACGAAAAGAUCCUGCGCGAUCAGAUCCAGGACCAUUUACUUCCAAUCCUCGAGAAGCAGGAGGAAUCAAUGAAGAGGAAACAGCUACAGAGGGAAAAGGAACUGCUGAAUCUUGAGAAGCUGGCGCAUGCCAAGAGGUCAAGCCGCCUUGCCGGCAAGGCCGAGCAGCAAAAAAUGGAAGAGCAAGCCCGCGAGGAGGAACGAAAGAUACGAGAACAGGAAGUAGCUGCAAGGAAAGAGGAUCAGAAACGCUUAAAGAUAGAAAAGGAGCGAGACCGCCGACUAAUGUCGAGAGCACAUCGGCUUAGGGAACGGGAAGCCCGCCGCUUGCAGCACGAGGAGGAACUCGCUCAACUGUCUGAGGAUAGCAAGAACCUCGGGGCCGCAGCCGCAGCCGGACGCAUGUCGGAGCGGCAGCUCAAAGCAGAGAUUGAGCGGAAGCAGCAGGCCCUGAAGGAGCUUACCGAAGAAGACGACGAUUGGAUGUUUGACUGUGUCUGCGGUGUCCACGGCCAGAUUGACGACGGGACGCACAGUGUUUCCUGCGAACAAUGCAGUGUGUGGCAGCACAGCAAGUGCCUCGGCAUUGCUGAGGAGGAAGCUGAGAAGAAGGACUUCCAUUUCGUCUGUGACUCGUGUCGCCGGCGGGAGCAGGCUGAGAAAGAACGGCGGCCGAGAAUGAUCAAGAUCAAGGUCAAUCGGCCCGGAUCCUCGCCAUCUUCGCCAGCACAAAGAGCUCCCGAGGGUAAUUCGCCUCCACAGCCCAACCGAGCGUCGCAGCUCGUGGUCGAGCUUCAGUCGAGUUCUUCCCACAAUGCAGGGGCUUCCUUGCCAGGCGAACUAGCCAGCCGCGAUGAUCAAGCUGUCAAAGAAAACGGUCCCAACGGCGGUAGUCUAUUGCCACCAUUUCCGCAUGCUUCUGGCCACUCGUUGACGACGGCACUAAAUCUUACGUCUGACCCAGAAAGCGCUACGACCAUUUCCGGCACCUUGCCUCAUGCCUUCGCACCAGGCGCAAACCCAUUCUCUUCGCCGCAUCCCACCCUUUCGCCUCCGGACCAGUCACCGAACAAGUCUAGGGCCUAUCACACCAUCUACGACCCAUCCAGCCCCAUGACAUCCAACGGCCACGGGGUCCCAAACAUGGGACAGCAGCAGAUAAAGCAGCAGCAGCAGCCGCUUAAUGGAGGGCCUAUUCCCUUUGCGGUGCAUCCAGAAGCAACGCCGAAGACGACUCCCCCAGCACUGUUUCCAGCCGGGGUCUCGGCCGGUGUACCUUCUGCACGCGAUUUGGCGCCACAACUUACACCGAGCCAGCGUGAGACGGGGUACGACGAGAAGGCGACUCCGCUUCCGCCCUCGCGAGGUGGCUUAUCGCCGACGAAACACUCACCGCCCUUGAGCCAGCAGCAGCAGCAGCAGCAGCAGCUGUUCAAGCAGGCAAACGGGGCAAAUGGGAUUAGUCCUUUGCAUGGGGCGGCGUCAUCAUCCCUGACGGGUGCCAGCCCCAAGCCAACGAUCUUGCCGCCAAGCGCAGCCUUGUCCCCCUCGCCGCCUCAGCAGAUCCUGACACCGCCCGUCAAGCCCGCCGAACCACCAAGACCCGCUCAGCAGCAGGGUCCUCCGGGGGCCAUUUGGGCGCCGCCUACGUCGUCAUAGGCUGCGGGGUCUCAUACCAGGCUCUGUUGCUUGGACGGGUGUCUACAGAGACAGAGUAAUGGGUGAUGGUCGGGGACUAUUUUACGCCUGUCUCGGACUGGCCUGUGGUGUUUGGUUAGUCUGAUCGGGCGGAUGGCAGAUGAUGGGCAUUUGGCAUGGUGUGGGGGGUGUGAGUAUCUAGAUAGUAAGGGUGGAUACGCAUGGUCUUCCUCACAUCAUAUGGCGUUCUGGAAACAA
Messenger RNA from Phialemonium atrogriseum, 2969 nucleotides. RefSeq lists its product as uncharacterized. Gene Ontology annotation, cellular component: RSF complex. Bases 255 to 2732 code for a protein of 825 amino acids. NCBI's taxonomy places the organism in Eukaryota, Fungi, Ascomycota, Sordariomycetes, Cephalothecales, Cephalothecaceae. The record is from RefSeq and is a predicted model, not a curated record. The transcript has 5 exons. Gene Ontology annotation, biological process: regulation of DNA-templated transcription.